Messenger RNA from Pocillopora meandrina, 14114 nucleotides. NCBI's taxonomy places the organism in Eukaryota, Metazoa, Cnidaria, Anthozoa, Scleractinia, Pocilloporidae. The record is from the annotation of a GenBank genome assembly.
AGACAUCUCCAUAACCAAUCCACAAAGUAUAGCAGGAUAAAUACAGGUAUUCCUUCCUGUAGCUUAUGCGUUGUCUAGCAUUGAGAGAGCUACUGUAUGCUAUUCAUAUGACCAGAAUAUUCCCUGCUACAAUUAGUUUAAAGUAAGUUUUGAAAAUGCAUUGAUGUUUUCGUUUUGAGGGAAAAUUCGACUGAGAGAUCAUUUUGUUAUGAAUAUUGAAGCUUCAGAUCAUCCGAAGUCAAAAUUCAGCGCUGCUGUAAGGGCUUUCGCUCAAUACGGCUAUAAAUGUAUGAUUAGGAAGACAAGAAUUAAGAGAAUUGUUGAUUCUCACUCUUCGAAGUCAAACUACCGGCGGCAGAUGCUCUGCCGAUCACAUAUGAGUGUGCCUUGCUAGUUAGGUCUAUUUGAGUGGAUGUUCAUGGGAAAUGAUAUUCAAGUAUUACACCCCCAUUUUGCCUUAUUCAGAAUUGUUAAAUUCGACCUGUUUACUGAAAGAAACGAAUCGAAAACCUCAACAAUGUUGCAUAAGAAUUGUGUAAGUGGCUAGUAUUGAAAAGUUGCACUAAAGCAAGACUAUGGAUAUGAAUGGACUUUCUUUUAUGGAAAAUGCUUCAUUCCAUUCCUCAGUUAAAACCUCACGAGCAAGUUUCAAAUCCCUUUUCCGUCAUAAAUUUGCCUUGCAGAUAAAAGGAGUUGAUUAAUUCUUAGAAAUCUUGAACUUAAUACGUUCCUUAAAAUCGAGAAACUGCACAAUUAUUUUUCUUUAGAGGAGUUUAGCAUUCCUAAAAAAUGAGAGAGCUACUGUAUGCUAUUCAUAUGACCAGAAUAUUCUAUUCUACAAUCAGUUAAGAGUAAGUUUUGAAAAUGCAGCAAUGUUUUCAUUUUGAGCAAAAAUUUCCAUUUUGUUUGAAAGAGGUUGAGAUCAUCUGAAGUUAAAAUUCAGAGCUGCUUUAAGGGCUUUCGCUUAAUACAGUUAUAAAUGCGUGAUUCUUAAGAGCCAAUGUCAGCAUGCAUCAAACAAACAGCGGCAAGUCACCCAAAUUUGUUUUCCCUCCUACUUUUAUAUUUUGUAGCCCAAUAUGUUCUUAUAAUUUUGGUGUAGUUUUUUUGUAAAAAUAUAUUUUAGUUUUCGAGAAAUAAUUUUUUUCGUUCGACCGCUCCAUGAUAUGCAAAUUUUCACCGUGAAUAUUACCCGAGUUGUGUGACCUCAUGUAUCAAAUGUAUUAGACUUACGGUAUUUCUGUGAACACAAUCCUUUGUUUCAUCAUCUAAACUUAAUCCCCUGUCGUUAUUGUAGCUGCCAAGGAAAUAUUUAUUUUUUGGUGAAUAUUUUUGUCCGACAUACUUUUCCUAUGUCGAAAAGUAGCAUCAAAACAAAGACAGUUUUAACAAUAACCGAUAUGACACAAUCUACUGAGCUUCAAGCUUUUAAAAGAGCAAAGGAUGGUUAUAAAGUUACUGUAAAAAUUUCCUUGUGUAUUUGCGUUGUUCUAUCAUGAGACGAACUCAAAGUCCGGCAAAAUUUACUUGAUAGCGACUAUUAAAUGUACAUGAUGCGCCUACUUGUCGCCACCGUUAACUGGCAUAAAUCACUACAACUUGCAAAAACAUCUAACAUAACACUCUUAUCUUGUUUAUUUAUGAUUUUAUUAGCUGUUUCGAUAAUCAUGUUAAUUAUGCUCUACCACAUUCUAGCCACAUUUCAGUUCCAGUUUAUAUAUCUUCUCUAACUUAUUAUAUCAGCUGCGUGACAAGCGUGACACAGAAAUUCAAAUAUGAAUCAACCUCCGAAAUACCAAGAGAUGGGUUUUUUCCUCUUUGCAUGACAUCUAGAAAAACCUUUCAGGAAUUGCUGCAUUCAGAAAACUAAAAUGUCCAGAUCCAUCAAUGAUUCCUUUGCCGGCUGAAGUCAAAGUGUGGUUACAGUGGUCAAUUUGAUUGACAAGCCACAUACUAAUUUAGCCAACUGAUCUGUUUUAUAAGCGUCUCAUCUUACAUGCUAACAUGGAGAUUUGCUAUUUAGUUAAAUCGUUCGCUGGUGGAACUUGUGGGUUUAGUUAUCGAGACCAAGUCGUUCCCUUGCGUGAUUGUUAAAAAGACAUUUCAUGUCACUUGCGGAGUUGCAAGUUUUCAGAUCCAGAAAAUGAAGUUGAUCUUGUUUUGUCGCGUGCCGGCAUCUUCUAGACGCCAAAAGAUAUCGAUGAUUUUACAAAUUGCCCCACUCACAGAUCAAAUCUCGGUGUUGGUUGGAAUCGUAGUUCCAAUAGCAGAUGUAGGGUGCCAAAAGAAAUGCUCGGCCAUGGUAAAGGUAGGGUUAAGUCGAUUCCAAAAGCUGAUAGGGGAAUUAGCAAGCGUGUAUCACAGAUAGUACUCAAGAUGUCUGGAAAAUUCAUACAAACUGGCUUCGGCAAGUAGGCUACUUACCACCGUGAGCAGAAUUACGCGUGACGUCAGAGUUAAGUCUCGAUUGGGAAUUUGUCAAUAGGCUACCAAAAAUUCAGACAGAGGCGGAGUUUUCUGAAGUAAUGUCUGAACACUUUGUUGGCUUUCCGCCGUAUGGGGGGACGCGUAAUUAUGCACACGGUGGUAAAGGGCUCUUCCGCACUAGCGACUAGACGCUGACAAAACAUGUUUCUCUUCGCCAAAAUCACAUCAGAAUUUGUCCUUGCAAAAUGUCAAGUGUGCUGCACGUAUUAGCACCCCCAGGGGGACCCCUUUACAUAAGAGGGCGGGGGAAAACGAUCGCUAUAGAGUUAUAAAAGGUGCUUAAUUCUUAUCCGUGUGGGAGUGGCAACAAUUAGCCUGUAAAAACAAGUCUUUCUGUCCUUUUCUGUCUUUUUCAAUGCUUCCCUCGCUCCUACAGAGGAUUCAUACAAAUAUGAGAGCCGUGCUGCGUUUACAUUGUACAGGUAGAAAAGGUUGUCCAGAAUGAGUGUUUCGUUCUGUAAUGAAAAUCUCAAUAAACUCACUCAGAAAUGACUCAUUUUGAAUACAUUUUAAGCUGGUUAUUUUGUGGCAACCGGUAUGAACUCGUUCUUGUACAAAACUCAUUGGGAUAUCAUGUAAAAGGCCCCUAAAAGUUUUUAUUCCCAGAGCAUCAUGCUUUGCUCGCAACAACCCGCUUUUAACUGCUUCGCUGUCGCUGAAACAACGAUUAGUGAAGAAAGCACAUAUUUUGAUAUUUUCAAUUCAACGUAAACAAAAUCUUUAUGAAUGGGAAUAUUCACUUGUGUCGGUAUCAACUUUUGCGUGACUAGCUUAUGAUAUAAAUGAGGGAGGGGAAAACACAACGCAAAACCUGAGCUCCUGUCAAAAAGUAAUACCCAGACGUAAUAUAAUAAUUGAAGCGGUUAAUAAAAUCAUAAAUAAACAAGAUAAGAGUGUUAUGUUGGACUUUUUUUCAAAUUGUAGUGAUUUAUGCCAAUUAACGGUGGCGACAAGUAGGCGCACCAUGUACAUUUCAUAGUCACUAUCAAGUAAUUUUUGCCGGACUUUGAGUUCGUCUCAAGAUAGAACAACGCAAAUACACAGUAACUUUAUAACCAUCCUUUGGUCUUUUAAAAGCUUGAAGCUCAGUAGAUUGUCUCAUAUCGGUCAUUGUUAAAACUGUCUUUGUUUUGAUGCUACUUUUCGACAUAGGAAAAGUAUGUCGGACAAAAAUAUUCACCAAAAAAUAAAUAUUUCCUUGGCAGCUACAAUAACGACAGGGGAUUAAGUUUAGAUGAUAAAACAAAGGAUUAUGUUCACAGAAAUACCGUAAGUCCAGUUCAUUCGUUACAUGAGGUCACACAACUCGGGUAAUAUUCACGGUGAAAAUUUGCUUAUUUGAGCGGUGGAACGAAAAAAGUAAUUUCUCGAAAACUAAAAUAUAUUUUCGCAAAAAAACUACACCACAAUUAUUAGAACAUGUUGGGCAACAAAAUAUGAAAGUAGGAGAGAAAACGAAUUUUGGGCGAUUAGCCAGAAUAUUUCAAAUUUGUUCGAUGGAUGCUGACAUCCUCUCUUAAGAAUGCAUUUAUAAUUCCUGAUUAUUAAGACAAGAAUGGGAGAAUUGUUGAUUCUCACUCUUCGAAGUCAAACUACUGGCCUUAGAUGCUCUGCAAUCUCAUACAAGCUUACCUUCCUAUUUGAGUCUAUUUGAGUGGAUACCAGUAGGAAAUGAUAUUCAAAUAAAUGAAUACACCUCCAUUUUGCCUUAAAUUCCACCUGUUUACUGUACGAAAAGAAUCGAUGGCUCUCUGUCAUCAUUCUAUAGUGCCUGUAUACCUGGCAAGAAAUGUUGUUAAAAGACAAAAUUGGCAUCAAGCAAGAAUUUUCUGCAUAUGUGUUUUUAACUUAUUUAAGUGUUGGAAAUAGCAUAUUUGCAAAAGCCAUUCAGGUAAAGAACCCCCUAAAUCCUAACCCAAAGCAAUAUUAUAAGUUAGUUGAUAAUUUCCUACUACUUUGGUGGUCUUACUUUUUAAGUAGAGUAGUUAUUUAGGAGUAGAAAACGUUAGUUUAAGUUCAGCAUUGACCCAUUUUGCUCUUUGGCAAAUAACUGACGUUAAUGUUGCAAGAAGUGAUAAAAAACAUUAAACUACUUCUCCCGUUUCCCCCUUCACUUCUUUCAUACUCUAGCUGCUUCACGCAUGCUUUACAACAGAACAGCGCACAGUCAAGGCUUCUCUAUUUGUUAAAUAUUGUUUAAUUUAAUAUUGUUUAAUUAAAAAUAAUUGUGGCUUUUACAUUUCUUAUGUUGAUUCACUUUGGCCUGACACCCUAUGAAGUAAAGGAAAAUAUUCCCCUUUCAAAUAACACUUCAAAGGUGUGUGCCUCAGCUGGGGCCACCUGGGUGCUUGAGGUAUACAGCGCCCUUAGUAUUUCAAUCAUUUACUGUGAGCUGCACAGGUACGGGCUUAGCUUUUUCAUUUAUUUACAUUUAUUUUUCCAAGAAUCUUGUUUAUCUGGCCUUUGCUGAAUUUUAAUUUUUCAACCAAAUUUUAUACUCUUUUGAAUAUUCUUAAAUCUUGUAGCAUCAGUUAAUAUUCAUGUAAUCAAAUUAAUUACACGAAGUCUUGCAGAUGUAUGGUACAUUAAUUUUUCCUCUGACCCUACUGAUGUUUUAUGUGUAAGGACUGGUAGUGACUCUAAAUGUAUAGUCAAAUAAGAGUUUUGUGCACAGCGUAUGCAUCAUAUUUAUAUAGUGAAAUAUUGUAUCCUUCUUAAAACUAGUUUAUCAGAAUAACAAUGAGUUAUCAAGAAUAGGUAUAGCUUUUCACAAUGAUAGUUUACAUUGGCUUCCUACAUGGAAUAUUGGAACAUUUCUUUAACGGUAAAUCGUGGACAUUUGAGGAGUUCAUGUAUUAAUUUAAACGUUCUCUGUUUUAUGAUCUGUAAGAUUUGGCAGGAAUGUUGACGUUCGGUAGGAUUCCUGCCAUCUGGUUUUUAGCACACAAUAACUGAAUCACUCCCCAAAACGCUUCGCCCAUUGGAUUGAAAACUGAAGCUGUUUGCUUCAUCUUUUCUGGUUCAGAAAUCAGCCAUCUUUGCUGUUGGGCCAAAUAUCGUGUUGUUUUAUUGAAAUUCCACACGCCCUAAAGGUUAGCUCGUGCGAGACAGACUGCUCCCCAGAAUUGAGUUAGCUUCUUGAUCAUGAAACAAAGGGCGAAAUCUAAUUUCCCUUUCCUCUACUUCCUUAUGAAAGCUUUUGAAAGGCUUUUUAAGCAAUCACAACGACAGCCGACGCUAUCCCGCAUCAACAGAAUCCAACUGGAGUAGGUCGCUAGUAGGUUUGGGAAAACCUUUUUGAAAACCUUCUUAAAUGAGAUGCAAAUGCUUUCCGAAUGUAGCAUCGUCAUCUGUUAAAAAGGUUAUCGAUGCCCUAGAAUUUGUGUUUUGUUUAACCUUUAUUUUAAUGCAGGCUUAAUGAUCGAAAUUACAAAUUAAGCAAACCAUGAAAAUUAAAACCUCGUGAUCGUCUGACAAGAAGUAUCUUACGGACUUUCUUUCAAAAGAGCAGCGAAGACGAUGAAACAGCACUUAAAAUUGCCUAAAUUGCUAUAAAUACAUUAUAAGACAUUAGGCGACCUGUUUUAUGAGGUUGGCAAGGUUGCAAGAAAUUGAAACAAAGUUGCAAAUGGAGAUCCUUUUAUGAUUUAGAUAUAUUCUUUCUUUUUUUGGUAAAUAUACUACUUCUGGCGGCUGGUGUGUCUGCUGAUAGUGUCCACAGCUGAGAGAUUGUGAGGUUCCCAGCUUCGAGGGAAAAUGUGAAAUUUUAAGGACAAUAUCUCAAAAAGAGACAUUAUCAGCCGACGUACCAGCGAGCCAGAAAGGAGUUUAUCUAUUAAUAACCCUCCCAUUGAUUUUUCAAUCACGCGAAAACCGCUCAUGAAAAAGGCCAGUAUUAAGCUGAGGGCUGAUGCUGGCCAGCUUAUUAAUAUGACCAUCACUGAACUCUAUAAAAGGAGUUUGUUUUUCUUCCGUGUGAAAUAAUUGAGAAAAAACUUUUUUAAUGGCUUUAUUUCUUUUCACAUAAGUUAUUGAAGGAUGAAUAACGACGUAGACGGGGAUUACUGCGGGAUAGCUGUCCAAUGAUUUUGCACCACGUGACGUAAAGUAGCCAAUAAAAUCGCACAAAAUGGGAGGGUUAUAUAGUAUAAUCGAACUCCUGUUAAACAAAUUGACAAACAAAUCAAGGAGCCAAGCAAAAGGUUUUACUGUAAUACCGGCUUUCUCAAUUAGCUAACCACAAAAAUUGCCAUAAAAUACUUCUAGAACCAUCAUAAUACAGUUUAUAAAACUAUAAAAAGCUAGUCGACGACGUUUGGACGUUAUGGUAACGUCGUUAUGAAGUCAAAAAAUUGCAAAAUUAUUUGGCUAUAAAUAGUAAAAACAACAAUAGGUAGUAAUGAAGACGUUUAAAAAAAUAAAUAAUUUAAAACUAAACAAGUUUUUUUAAAAUGUGUCAUAUUGGUUUUAGAGGUAUUUUAUCGCAAUUUUUAUGAUUUUUUUUAUGAUUAAAUUUUUAUUUUCAUAGUUAAAAGUUUUCUAUGACGCUUCUUCCUCUCCGUUUAUUCAAUUAUCAUUCAAUGAUCACUCAACGAUCCUCAAAUGCCAUAGCCAUAGUCUUGCAGUUGUCUUUAAUAUGAAAAAAAGACUGAAUUGCAAUUGUCAAGAUCUCCAGUACUCAUUUUUAUCCAUAUUUUCUGACAUUUUUACUUUUCCUGAUGAAUACAAAACCAAGCGAGGAGUGCGGUCAUUCACAUACAGUUCGCUUAGGGCGCAACAACAUAUAAAGAUCGUUUUGUUCCGCAACAUUUUCUAAACCGUGCCAUCCACGUGCAAGUCCUAACACUUAAACUUAAUGAAAACAACUGCCUGGGGUGACGGGUUUGACAAUUCUUUCAAUUUGUUUUAGGAAUCAAGAGAUGGCAACCGCAGGAUCAGCUGUAUCGAGUAGAGAACAGAAGUGGGAGGAAUUUAGAGAAACAGUACAGAAAGUUAAAGGGGAAUUGAGCUACAAAAUUCAUAGCUUAACGAAAGCCUCAAAAGAGUUUGAAGAGAUCCGUGAUGGGUACUGUAAGAAGUACUUCAGUGAAUACUCUCCCGCAUCAGAGACUACUGAGCAGCCGCAGAGUGGCUUAAAGCGAGAAGUGGAUGCGUUGGAGGAAGACCUAAAAAGGGCAAAAUCUGAAGACGUAACCAUUGUGUUUGUGGGACAUACAAGCACUGGAAAAUCAUCCUUGAUAAACGCCUUACUUCGAGACGACUGUCUUCCCACUGGAUCAUUUACAUCAACGAUGUGCAUCUUCGAAGUUCGUCCUACAGAUAAGAAACUGUGGAGCGUUAUUGACACCGUUAGUGGAACCAUACUCACCGAAGCAAUGAACAAAGAAGAAGUAAAGGACUAUUUAGAUGCACUGGCUGAUGACAAAAUUGUGGGAGAAAGAGAGGAGCAAAAUAUCAGCUCUGAGAGUGUAAUACAGGUAAAUUGGCCCCGUUACCUCUGCAAUCUACCAGAAGAUAUCGUCCUGGUAGAUACACCCGGUUUAGAAGAGAAUUACGAAUGCUACCGAGCUGUCACUAACUCCUGCAAGGAGGCAGAUCUAAUUGUGGCUGUGAUAGACUUCAUGUCACCUUCCUUUAUGAGUGUAAGUACUGUAUACACGGUUCAAAACUUAGAUGGGACAUCAUAAUAGUAUUUUGGUGCGGGGGCAAUUAAAACUUAUCAUGGUGCAUCGUUUAUUAAUCUUAUAUCGAUCGUUUUGAUUUUUUUUUUUUUUUAAUUAAAUCAGUGAGAUGAAAAGAGGUGAGGUGAAAAGAGAUACUACUUCAGUUUUUUUUUAAAUCCACAAAACUGUCUGUGCAUCUUUUGGGAUUAUGUUAUUACAUUCAAACACUGAAAUGUAAAGGAAUAAGAACAGAGGUGUUUUCUCAGUCACUAGCGAUUCUAGUCCAUCAAAAGUUUGUCUAAAAUAAAGGCAGACCAUAAGAGGUGGAGGUUUUGUUCGCUGUUUAAUUGAUAACGCUCUCGGGUCGAUAUACUAAAAUAAAAUACCAAAAUAGCACAAAAAAUAAAACAACAUAGAAAAACAACAAAAAAAAUUGUUCGCUACAUUAUUAAAUUUCGCUUCGAAGAUUGCAGAUGUGCUAAAGAAGAAGAAGUACCAGUUCAAGUUUGGAGUCUUUCCAAAGUGGGAUGAAGUCAUUAAAAAAACCAAAGAAACGAAGCGGCAACAAGCAAGAAAAAAAAACAAAGAGGGAUUCGAAGGGUCGGUGGAAGGCGACAAAGAGGUUUAUUUCGUUGAAGUAGAGAAUGCCUCCGUAGCGAUGGUAAGUUUUGUAUUUGUGUAUUCUGGCAAUCUAAUUGAAGCAACCUGAAACCGGAAAACGAGGCAAAUCUAGGUACUGGAGUAUUCUGUAGGUGACAGACGCUUAUAAGUUGUAAAAUCAGUUUGAAGAAGGAAAUUGCUCAGGAGAAACGAAGGGAUUCUGCAUAGACAACAACUGCCAACGAAUACAUUAACCAAUACAUAGAAAAUGUUAUUUUUAACAUGACUUAAACACAGCGCGCACUCUGAUCGGUCAAAAAUCUCUCGUAUAUUUGUAGUAGAUAUAUCGAAACCCGUUUUCAAAAACGUCCUACACUAAAGAUGUACUCUAAAUUUAUAUAAUUUUCUUUUUUUCUCAUCAUUUCGUCGUGAAUGGCAACGUGUUUUGUCUCAACUUAAUUAAUUACUAUAGCAAACACGGUUCUUGGAUCUAAACUCCCGCCUUUGAUUGAGGCCAACAGGGUAAAGCGUAAACAAUUGGCCAUUCCAAUUCGCCUUCCUAGCUUGAAGCAAUCGAUCAAUAUUAACGGCGUCCUCCUCGCUCGUGACUUUUUUCAGAUGGGUGUAAAUGGAGUGAUGGCUAUCACGGCUAACGGUUAAGAAUUGCCCACAUUACGGUUAACGGUCAUAUCACUCCAUUUUGUCACCAGACUUUUUUUACGCUUAACUUUUUACGUCUAUCGGCUAAAAUUUUGUUGAUUUCUACUCCUAACGAUUAAUAUUUUGUUUGCCGUUUUACGGCUAUCGGUUAACCCCAUUGAGACUAUCUUUCCAUGACAAUGAAGCUAAUUUGGGAAAUGUCAUGUUCAAUAAGGAUGAGCACCAGGUCAUUUAUUUCCUUGUUAAUGAUGACGCGUGGUUAAGAAAAUAGACUCUAAACUCCGUUGCCGUAAAACCCACAUGUUGUAAGUAAUUGAUUGCACCACGUCAUGUAAAUAACAUAGUUGGACGAGCAUGUUAAUCUACGAUUGAACAUAUAUACGGCCUGUGCCAAAGCUCAGAAAACUAUUGUCUUGAAUCCAAAACUUCUCGCAUAUCUGGGAGCAUUUUAAAAUACUCUCCUAUUUUAUUCCUUUUCCGGGUCGAACCUACUUGCACCGGAAAAAUUUGAGGGUGCUUGAAUGUCUUUGAGGUUUUUGGUUCUACCAUAUGCAGUGAAGAUCGUCAUUUCGUGGAAAAGUUUCCAAGGGAAAAAUGUCUGCUCAAUGAAUAUGCAUUAUCUUUUUUUAUGAUAAAUGCAGCAUUUCGUAUAAUUGUCUUUGUAGGAGAAGACAGAAAGAAAUACUGGAACAGAGGAGUUUCUGAGGUUUGAGAGAGAUCUAGCCGAGAGAGCAAAAUCUGUCAAAGCAAGAAAAGGCAUUUUUCUCGCAAACGAAGCUAAAAACGUCGCUUCAAAACUUGCCAGCAGCCUUAUAAAAUUUAUAUCCACCAUUGAUGAAAGGAAAAAAACCAAAGAAGACCGUUUAAAAAGUCUAGAGAAUAAAAUUAGCAUUAUGAAAAAAGAUCACGAUUUCCUUGAUGCAGUGCACAAGGAAGUGAAAAGUCUCGAUACACAGAUACGCGACCUUCUCUCUAGCGAAGAGAUUGAUCGGUUGAUAAAAGAAUUUGGCAACACAAUGGAGAAUUGUAACAGCGAGGAAAGUGAGGAUCUGGCUCUUAGCGCAUUUUUUAAAGGUGAGAUCCGUGUAAUCAAUAAAACUUUACAGAAACAAAUUCUAAAGGUAAAGGCCGAGUUUCAGAAGUGGAAGAAGGCUCUGGAACUUAACUAUGGAUGUUCAAGAAAUAAGUUACCAUUUCAUGAAGCUAGAGAGGUCGAAGAACCUGACGAUUGCGGCUACGACAGUAAGAGAGAUCCUCACGCCUACAUUACAAGCAACAACCUAUGGGCGGCCGUGUUUGGUUGCUCAGCUGCCGCAGCGGGUGUUGCAGCGGCUGUAGCAAUACCAACAGCAGGUGCAGCUGCUGGUAAGUGACACUACAAGUUAUUGUGCUCAGGUAUACCGGGGGAUGGUGGCAUCUCUUUAAAUGCAAUACAGGUAAUCAUUUCUUCGUUCAGACAUUUUCACGGGGGUGAUUCUGCCCUUUUUAAAGAAUUAUUAAAAUAGCGCUAUCAGAGCAACAUUCCAACCACCAUAGCUACCACCACUAUCACUACUUGCACUUCCAAUACCACCACUUCCACAAAAACUAGCACCACAAUCAGAACCAACGGCAACACUGCCACCACCACGACCACUACUAUCACACCAACCAACCAACUCUUUCAGUUAACAUGUAUUACAUAUCCAUACAUCAAUUGACGCUUUUGCAUUGUCUGUGACUAAACAAUCAACCAGCUUUUUUGAUCAAUUAACAAAUUAGCCAAACUUCGUUCCGCCCUGGGUCAAGUGAUCAUAACAGCUUUAAAGCAGUGAAAUUCUUCCUCCCCUAGCUGAGUCGUCAACUAGCCAUACUUAUUUGACUACUGGAGUAUGCUUUCUCAAGGUCUGGUUGUGUUCUUUAAGUACUAAGGCAUGGCUAGCGGAUCACCUUGCAUGGUGUCCUGUGACGGAUCAAUAGUCUUGAAGGGCCACUGUAGGUGUUGAUUAUGUACUUACACAACUCUAUAUUUACAUACAUUUUUGAUAUGAUAUUACAUUAGUAAUUAUGAAAAUGAUAAUGACCAGGCAAGGAUAAUUAUGACGACAGUAGUAAAAGAAGUAAUAAUAUUCCUUGGCCACUGUCUAUUACAAAUAUUGUCUUCUGAAAAGACCCCACGUAUUGCGCUCCCUUUACAAGCUAUGAAACCUUGGGAAAGGUUUAUCCGGGUUAAUUUAUGGGUUCAUCGUUAAGAAGAACGUGUUUGUAUGUAUAACUUUUAAUUGAGAUGAAUGGAUGAUGUAAGAGGAAAAAACUAAAAUUUAUCAAUUGUCUUAUGAUAGGAUGGUUAUUAUUUUUAUUAUUACAGCGAUUGUCACAGCAUUAGAGACGGCAGGAGUAUCUGUUGCCAGCAAAGGAUUUGCCGCGGCAAUUGGAAGCUUGGGAUUCGGAACUACUCUGGGUUUUUCAAAGUUGGUGGAAAACGUUGGAGGUCUCGGAGUCGGGCAGAAAAUAAGACGUGUUAUUGGGCCGAGUCAAAUGAAGAAGGGUAAAAUUGAACAUCAUAUACGGACAGUGUUGGAGGAGUUGAAAGCACAAUUUGAAAACUUCCAGAGGUCAGUAUCAGAGAUUAUGACACAAAACUCUGAAUCAAUUUUGUCACACAUAGAAAUGGCAAGAGAUGGUUCGUCUCAAGAAAUGUCAACGCUGGAAAAGGAAUUACAGCAACUUCAAAUAUGGUCACAGAAACUACGUAAAAUCACAAAUCGCGUGCAGGUUGUCGGGAAAGAACUUGACGAGGUGCAGCAUGGGUAAGUGUUGCAAACAAAAAUGUCCCACUAUGACAAGCUUUAUCAGAUCGGGAAGUUCAGGUAAAAAGAUAGUCAGGAACGUCUUAAGUUUAAACGAUUACACUUGAAGUUGUCUCUGCCACAGUUUCUAGAUCGCGCAAGCCAAGAUUCCUUAUUUCUUGCGGUUACAAAUUAUGAAAAAAGGGAAGUUCUGGCGACGGCCAGUCACCAGAUGUUAGAAAAGUGAAUGGUAACAUAGCUAUGGUCAGUAGUUAACUUUGAAUAUGUUCAUGCUUCGUUUCCUUGGGAAGGAGAGGGUAAGCCAUACUAACUUGUAUUCCUAGUCAUUCGAUCGUUCAGUCGGUUAGACGAAUCCCAACAAAUUUUCUUUCUUUGCGACAUUGAGUGGAAGUGAUUUCAACUAAGGGUUUUACAAAGAGUUCUUUUCAAAAACUAUCGCUUUCAUCUUUGAAUAUCUUGGUUACUAACCAAUUGAUAAUCGCACCACUUGAUGUUUCUUUCCCGAUCUCUCUGAAGACCAAACGUACUAAAAGAAAGAAAAAACCCACAGGCGAAUGUUUCUUGACCGAAUUUGUCUCAGGGAUAUUUUAGCUUUCAAGUGAAAGAUAAAAUCAUGCAUGCACAUUCUUUGAAAAAACGUGAACUAAUGUCGGAACACCGUCUAGUUGUUUUUAAGUUAGUAUCUAGGUAAUCCAUUCGUUCACCCAAGAGAGUCAGAUCUAAGAAAUAAAUUACUUUCAAUUGUGUUCUUCAGGUUGAAAGUCAAUGCCUCAGUUCUUUCUGAUGACCAGACAGAAAACCAGUCAUCCGUCCAAAAAGCUGUAUACAAGCCCUACACUGAAAUUUGAGAGUAGUCCGUGUUACUCAGCAACACGUCAUUGUAGUUUUACCGUAAACUAACUGGAUUUAAUUCAAAUUAAUUUUCUUGUUAAUGGUUCAUGAAGAAAACAACCAGUAGAGCACUUAUUCUUCUUACCCAACAAAGCCAUUAAGACUUUGUUAUUAUAUUUUAACCUUCGUUGGGCUCAUCACACCUGACGGCUCAUUUCGUUUGGUAUUCAUUACUAGUUUUAGGGAAAUAUGCAGGAGUAGAAUGGCACAUUUUCUUCAGUAGCACUUACACUUGGUCAGCAUAAAUACGUUUUGUAAAUAACCAAUCCAUAUCUUUUAAUUUCAACUGAUUUCUCUGUACAGUAAUGCUUAGGCCAGCCAGUGACAUGUAAGUCAACUCUUACUGUCAACUCUUAUUGUUCAUGAAAUACGUUAGGCAAAAUUAUAUAUAUUCUCCGAGCGCUUUGCCUCAUCAAAACGUCGUUUUUCACAGACACUUACUAACUUCCCUGUCUGUCAUUAGGUCAAGAUAUCGAAGAGGAUGGUGGUCAAGUAGAAAUAGUAGUACAAAUUCGCGAUAAAGCGAAAGCAAAGCAACAAAACGUAUUAACCUUCCGGUUCACAUUUUCAAAGCCCCAUUAAUUAUAAACAAAUCGCCCUUAAGGCGAAUUUAGUACUUUACUUAAAACAAAUAACACAGGGUGUCUGAAAUAUAUAUGAUUAUUAUGCAUAUUCAAGGCCCCAUUUACUGAUAAAUAAAUUCUUAGUAACCUGAGCCUCUCUGCCCAAAGUAUUUACAUGUUGUAAGUUCUCUGUCUCUGCCUGGUUAUAAUUGGAUACAAACUGGAACACUUUUAAAUAUGCCAAGAAAAUAUCAAUCGCAAAAUGUUUUGAAUGAGAAGACAGACACUGAAAUUACUUUCAUACUAUAUCCAAGCCAUACUUGCCAUGCUUCCUCCAUUAGUGAUGUAAUACCGGGUUUACCACACACACGUGUACCGAAUAAUUGCUGUACAAACAGUGAGAUCGGUGAUACACCCACCGAAUGAAAAUUGAGAUACACACUGAAGGAACAAAUUUUGUG